Molecule: messenger RNA, 2081 nt
Organism: Suillus subalutaceus
Lineage: Eukaryota; Fungi; Basidiomycota; Agaricomycetes; Boletales; Suillaceae
Product: peptidase C1B bleomycin hydrolase
Exons: 8
Coding region: 391-1914 (507 amino acids)
Biological process (GO): proteolysis; response to toxic substance; L-homocysteine catabolic process
Cellular component (GO): cytoplasm
Molecular function (GO): cysteine-type aminopeptidase activity
Source: RefSeq, a predicted model, not a curated record
AUACUCUGUUCGCUUCUUAGUCUGGCAUUUGCGACGUCCGAAUUCUUCACGAGUACAGAUAGACUACCAGGUAUGGAUCCUGUCUAGGCAGAUGGCUUAACCACAUCCAGAUAAGGAUUCAGAUAUUUUUGAGGCCAAAAGUUUUGCCCGAUUUCAGCUGGUCGGGCGGGUGUACGUUCCUUGGCAAGAGCUUCCGGGGUUAUUCAAUGCCAUCAUUUACGGCGUGAACCGACAGAUUCCCCGGACCAAUCAUCACGGGCUGGUUGGAAGGGACAGCGUGCUUCCGAAGCUAGUCUUAUCAUACCCAAAAUACCAAGCGAGCUAUAAAAGACUUGUUCUGGUCUACAGCCUAUCUCUUCCUGUGACGCUCGUCUAGUCCUCCUUGCAACGAUGGGUUCAUCUGUAUCCAAGGUUCCUGCUCAAGUUUCGGUCACUCUAAACGCAACAUCUUCAUCCGAAUUGCACGACGAGAAAGGUUUUGUUCGCACACAGAGUUCCACGUCACCCACAGCGGGUUCGCCGCCUUUGGCAGCCGACGGUUCAAUUUCACUGUCUAACGUCGAUGCCUGGGAGUCCGCUGCCGCUGCGGACCCAAAGAUCCAACUUGCCCGCACAAUCCUUGCCCACAACGAUAUAAAGUCGUCGCUCACCAGUCGUCCGGCCGGUGUUGCAAUACCCCAUGUGUUCAAUCACGAGGUGGAGCUCAAAACUGCACCUGUUACAAACCAGAAAUCCAGUGGCAGAUGCUGGCUCUUUGCAACUACUAAUGUCAUUCGACAUGAAGUCAUCAAGAAGCUGAAGCUCAAGGAAUUCCAGCUCUCCCAGUCAUACCUCUUCUUCUGGGAUAAGUUGAACAAGUCCAAUUAUUACCUCGAGCUUUCUAUCGAGAAUGCAGACCUGCCUGUCGAUGAUCGCCUGGUCAACUUCCUCGCGAAGGACCUCAUUAGCGACGGUGGUCAAUGGGACAUGGCUGUCAACUUGCUUGAGACAUAUGGUCUUGUUCCUCAGCCAAUCUACCCCGAGUCAUUCCAUUCAAGUGCCUCGUAUCCCAUCAACAUCCUUCUGAAGACGAAGCUCCGAGAGCAUGCUCUUACUCUUCGCACGCUCUCUUCAUCACUGAAGGCCGAUCCCAGCGUCUCGCAGGAAUCAGCUAUCUCGGCUCUUCGUGCGAAGAAGGAAGAGCUUAUGCAAGAGGUUUAUACCAUCAUGAGCGCGACCCUGGGUGUUCCUCCUAAGCCUAACGCACCCUUCACUUGGGAGUACUACACUGAAGAUGGCAAGUAUGCGAAGUGGGAGGGUACUCCUCUGGAGUUCUACAAGGCUUUCACAGCCAAGUUCUCGCCGGCGGAGUCUUUCUCUCUUAUUAACGACCCGCGAAAUGAGUACGGCAAGCUAUACACCGUGAACAAGCUCGGCAACAUUUGGGGCGGACGACCUGUUCUGUACGUGAACACUGAGGUCGAUGACCUCAAGCAGGCUAUAGUCCGAUCUAUCAAGGCCGGCCAGCCAGUCUUCUUCGGUUGUGAUGUAGGUCAAUUCUCUGACUCCGGCAAGGGCGUCGGUAUCAUGGACACCGACUAUUUCGAAUACGAACAAGCGUUCAACAUCACGCUGGGGCUUACCAAGGCCCAGCGACUGGAGACAAACGAGUCCGCCAUGACACAUGCCAUGGUCAUAUCCGGCGUGCAUGUGGAUGAGAAGACUGGUCGUCCCGUCCGAUUCAAGGUGGAGAACUCCUGGGGUGAAGAUAGUGGCGUACAGGGUUAUAAUGUGAUGAGUGAUAAGUGGUUCGACCAGUUUGUGUUCCAGGUCGUGGUGCACAAGUCUUUGGCCACAAAGGAGCAUGUAAAGAUCUUUGAAUCGGGGGAGAAGGUGGUGUUACCUGCUUGGGAUCCCAUGGGUGCUUUGGCGUGAAUAUCUCAGGGCCUCGUUGUAUAGUUUUUGUACCAUAUAUAUACCAUUUGUUGUAUGUUUGAGUGCCAGCCCCGGGGACGAGUUGCGGGUGAAAUUCAUGGACUUGUUGAGCGGCCCGGGGUGUGUUACCCAAAAACCGAGAUUGAACUACUACGCCUUGACACGAC